This is a messenger RNA of Passer montanus (Eurasian tree sparrow), 3818 nucleotides long. RefSeq names its product complexin 4 (gene CPLX4). Gene Ontology annotation, molecular function: syntaxin binding. Gene Ontology annotation, biological process: synaptic vesicle exocytosis; regulation of neurotransmitter secretion; neurotransmitter transport. The transcript has 3 exons. The coding region runs from base 2473 to 2955 and encodes 160 amino acids. NCBI's taxonomy places the organism in Eukaryota, Metazoa, Chordata, Aves, Passeriformes, Passeridae. The record is from RefSeq and is a predicted model, not a curated record. Gene Ontology annotation, cellular component: terminal bouton; SNARE complex.
AAUUCCCUCGCUUUUCCCCCGCCAGGAGCAAGUUUUUGAGCAAGUGGAGGACAGGAAUCUUGAAUUAAAUCUAUUCUAGCUGACAAAACCCUAAAAUACUUCUUUCUAAUGGUCCAGCUGCUAGAAAAGGCAAAAUCCUCUCGAUAGAGGGAUGAAGCAGGGGACAGAGUCCUGGUUCUUUCAAGAACACCUAAGUAUUUUUGCAUUAUGUGACUGAUAGGAGCACAGAAUCUAGAAAAGAUUGGGAGUUUGGGUGGCAUUUUUGGGCUGGCCUCCCUCUGGAAUUUGCCUGUUUUGAGACUGAAUUCUGUGCUGGGGUUAGAGAUCUGUGUGUUCCUUGGGUGUGGAACACAGGCUUUUGUGUAUCACCCACUUUCGUCAGAUGAAACAGGAACAGAGUCUUUAAUUUUGAUUUCACUUCAGCUAGAAGGAAAAGACCUGGAUUUAAAGCAGAGGAAGUGACAACAUGAGUACUUAAUUAGCAGCUGUUUUGUAUGUUUUCAUGAAGUCUGAUUCCUGUCAUCAGCAAAAAGCAGCAAGUUUCUAAACUGCAACAGAGCACCUGCCUUGAACAGAGUUCCUGUGGGGUGAGUUGUGUCUUCUGUCACCAGCCUCUGCUGUGUUUCCCAGCAGCUUCAGUGCCAAUAGGCCCAGUAACUUUUAAAGCCCUUUUUGUUAUCUUUGAUCUCAAAAUUAACAUGGGAAAGCCUUUUGCUGAUUGUAAGGAUGAGAGCUGGAGGGCAAGACCUCUUAGCAGUCCCUCCCCAAGCCAGUCCUCGCCUUUCUCUGUCCUGUGAAGGAAUCACUUCUGGGCACAAAAUUAUGUUAGAAACAUUUCUAGAGGGAUCAAAGCCUACAGAAAAGUCAGGGAAGCUUCUUUUCAGUAAGGACCAACAGCACAAAGCUUAGCAGGUACCACUUUCCAUACACUUGGAGAAAACCCUUGAGACCAAACACUGGAAAAAUCAGUGUUUGCAGUUUCAGCUAGAAGAAUUUUAAAGAUGAUGUAGUUGUUACUUGGAAUUCAUUAUUUGAGUGAUAGUUUCAAAAAGAAAGAGUUUCUUGUUUAGUCACUAAUAAUCCAGGAUUUCAGAAUGUCCUGUGUGGUUUUUUCCUUGUUGAUUUGGUUUGGGUUUUUUUUGUUUUGGUUUGGUGUUGGGGGAUUUUUUGUGGAUUUUUUUGUGGUGUUUUGUUUUUGGUGUUUUUUGGUUUUUUGGGGUUUUGUUGGUUUGGUUUUUUUUGUUUGUUUGUUUUUUUUAAAUAGUAAUAGGUCUGCUUUAAUUAGAAAGGCUGUAAUAUAGAUUAAGGCAUUAGGCAAACUGGAAUCCUCCCAUCUCUCAGUUCUCACUGAAAUUAUGAGAGUGCUGGGAGAACCAUUUAGAUAAUCAAAAUUCCGGAAUGUUGCAUUAAGGCAUGUGCAGUCAGUGCAGUAGGAUAAAUGCUCAAAACCCAAACUCAUGAACUUGGAAAACCUAGCAGGUGAUUUUCUUUUUCAAAAUAGUCUAUAACCUAGGUAGCAGAUCCUGGAAAUCUUCACCUGAGUAGAGCUGGUGAGGCUAAUGAUGUGACCAAAGGUUAGAAAGAGAAGGACCAGCAGAAACAAUCUAGACCCAAAAGGUAUCCGUACUUUUUUCUGGCACGCAGACUCAGAUUUAUUCAUCCUUUAUCAGCAGUUAGGAUGACAAACAGCAGGUGUUUUAUGCAGCAUCAAAGCAGGGUUCUAGAUGGAGACAGCCUGGGGAAGAGCUGACAGGAGCUCAAAAGAAAACACUAGGAAGAUCUGACUUGCUUUCUUUGGGGUUACUUUCUUGAAAUAAAGUAAUCAUCACAGUGAUGCCUCAUUCAUCUGCAAGAUAAACCAACCACAUGAAGAGGGGCUGAAAAAAACCGCACAAAAUAUUUCUGUCCAGUGGGAUAAAAUAUUCAUGGAUAAAAAGAAUAAGGGGUUUUGCUUAAGGAAGAAUUCAAGUUUUCAAAUCUCAUAUCUGAGGGUUUUCUACUCAGUAGCCUGAAUUUUGCUAUUGGCUACUGAGUCAAGCAGGUUCUAAAUUCAGAUCCAGGGAAUGUUGUGAUCUCUGAGAAAGUGAGAGCAAACUUCAAGACUGAAGAUGUUAAAAUGCUAUUGCUCUCUACAACUGAUUUUUGUGUGUGUGUGUGUGGUAUACAAUUAGCUUAAAGUAUUAAUGGAAAAAGUAGGUAGUUGCAUCUAACGAUUUUUUUGGAGUAAUCUGAACCAUCUGCCUCUAUAUAUUAAGGAGUUCUUUCUUUAAUCCAGAUUAUGGCUGACAAACUGGUUUUGGCAUUCACGUUUCACUAGCACUGUGCCCUUGAAGAGCUGAUGUGGCUGUAGAAACUCUCUCGCUUGCAACUGUUGUGUUUGAAAACAUUUUUUGUUUGGCUUUCUUGUAGUUGUUUUCUUAUAGCUCCUUUCUUUUUUCUUUUUUCUUUUUUUUUUUUUUUCUUUUUGAGAAGAUGGCCUUUCUAAUGAAAAGUAUGUUGAGCAACCAGGUAAAGAAUUUGGGACUUGGAGGAGGAGGGGAAGAAAGCAAAGAAGAAAGCACUCCUUCUGAUCCAGCAGCAGCUGCAGGAAUGACCAGAGAGGAGUAUGAGGAAUAUCAAAAGCAAAUGGUUGAGGAGAAGAUGGAAAGAGAUGCAGCAUUUGCACAGAAAAAAGCAGAGCGAGCUGUUCUGAGGGUUCACCUGAGAGAAAAGUACAGACUGCCCAAGAGUGAAUUGGAUGAGAAUCAAAUACAGAUGGCUGGAGAUGAUGUGGGAUUGCCAGAAGACCUUCAGAAGAUGGUGGCAGAAGAUCAGGAGGAGGAAGAAGACAAGGACUCUAUCCUGGGCCAGCUGCAGAACAUCCAGAAUAUGGACAUGGAUGCCAUCAAAGAAAAGGCACAGGCUACCUUCACUGAGAUGAAACAGGCAGCUGAGCAGAAAUGUUCCGUGAUGUAGAAGAGCCACCACUGCCCAAAGGCUGUAACUUCAGUCUUGUGUUGCUGGGGAUGCAGAGGGAGAGCACGCAGAGGGAAUCACUUAGCUCUAUAGCAUUCAGUGUAAAUAUAGAAAAGUGAUGAAAGAGAGACUUAAAACCCUGAGGGGAGAGUAAAAUUUUACCUGCUGGGACUGCCUAGAAGGAAGUUAGCAUUGAUCCUCAGUUUUGAACAUAACUUUUUCCCCCAUGGAAAAAAAUGGCUUUAUAAAAGUUAAUAUUGGGAAAAAAAAAAUGUGCCUUUUUCCAUUUUUCCCACAUGAAUGAAAUGCUAUUAAAUGUGUAUGUUUGAACAAAAUUGUACUUCUGAUACAUCACAUAGAGGUAACCGCUCAUUUAAUCCUGCUUUCAGAAAUAAACACAUAUUUCUUAUAAGAACAUGUCUGUUUCAAGCAUCUUGAGGCAAACACAGUGUUCAGAUACUGACAUCUGCUGCAAAACCUUGAUUUUUAAAAUCGUCUCUGUAUUAAGUGUAGCAAAAGGCAAAAAGCAUGUAAUUCAACAGCUUGGGUCAAAACUGUUGUCAUAUGCACUGAGUGGGGACUUGCAGGAAAGUAAGGCUUGGUGGCUCUCAGUGAGCCCUGCUCUGGAGCAAUGCAGGAUUCUCCAGUCUGCUUUCAUUUCCCAGCCUCUCAAAGACACUUCAAACACCAAGGGAAAGCAAUGACUCCCUGCUUGUCUGUUCUGUGUGCCAAAUUCUAGGGCUGGGGGUACCAGCACAAGGCUAAAACCAGCUUCCCACGCUCAUUCUGAGAGUUGUCUCCAUCAAAGGCUAAACAUGGAAGGUAUGCCAGGGUGGGGCACCUAAACCUGAGGAAAGGCACAG